Pseudoliparis swirei is the source of this 3702-nucleotide messenger RNA. Its product is annotated as potassium voltage-gated channel subfamily H member 1-like. The coding region runs from base 43 to 2880 and encodes 945 amino acids. Gene Ontology annotation, biological process: regulation of membrane potential; potassium ion transmembrane transport. The record is from RefSeq and is a predicted model, not a curated record. Gene Ontology annotation, molecular function: delayed rectifier potassium channel activity. NCBI's taxonomy places the organism in Eukaryota, Metazoa, Chordata, Actinopteri, Perciformes, Liparidae. The transcript is spliced from 11 exons. Gene Ontology annotation, cellular component: membrane.
AUGUGAGCGGCGGGAAGCAGCUCUGCCUCGCGCUGCAGGAGGAUGGCGGGAGGACGGCGGGGUCUCGUGGCCCCCCAGAACACGUUCCUGGAGAACAUCGUCCGCCGGUCCAACGACACGAACUUCGUGCUGGGCAACGCUCAGAUCGUGGACUGGCCCAUCGUCUACAGCAACGACGGCUUCUGCAAGCUGUCGGGUUUCCACCGAGCCGAGGUGAUGCAGAAGAGCAGCACCUGCAGCUUCCUGUACGGAGAGCUGACGGACAAGGACGUGACGGAGAAGGUGCGGCAGACCUUCGAGAGCUACGAGAUGAACUCCUUCGAGAUUCUGAUGUACAAGAAAAACCGGAUGCCAGUUUGGUUUUUCGCGAAGAUCGCUCCAAUCAGGAACGAGCAGGACAAAGUGGUCCUGUUUCUCUGCACCUUCAGUGACAUCACCGCCUUCAAGCAGCCAAUCGAGGACGACUCCGUGAAAGGUUGGGGUAAAUUCGCCCGCCUGACUCGAGCGUUGACCAGCAGCCGAGGAGUUCUCCUGCAGCUCGCUCCGGCCGUCCAGAAAGGAGAGAACGUCCACAAACACUCGAGGCUGGCGGAGGUGCUGCAGCUGGGUUCAGACAUCUUGCCUCAGUACAAGCAGGAAACCCCGAAGACGCCGCCGCACAUCAUCCUGCACUACUGCCUCUUCAAGACCACGUGGGACUGGGUGAUCCUCAUCCUCACCUUCUACACCGCCAUCAUGGUGCCCUACAACGUGUCCUUCAAGACCAAGCAGAACAACGUCACCUGGCUGGUGGUGGACAGCAUCGUGGACGUCAUCUUCCUCGUCGACAUCGUCCUCAACUUCCACACCACCUUCGUGGGCCCGGCCGGCGAGGUCAUCUCGGACCCCAAACUCAUCCGCAUGAACUACGUCAAGACCUGGUUCGUCAUCGACCUGCUGUCCUGCCUCCCGUAUGACGUCAUCAACGCCUUCGAGAACGUGGACGAGGGGAUCAGCAGCCUCUUCAGCUCCCUCAAAGUGGUCCGCCUGCUGCGCCUGGGCCGGGUCGCCAGGAAGCUGGACCACUACAUCGAGUACGGCGCCGCCGUGCUGCUCCUGCUGGUGUGCGUGUUCGGCCUGGCGGCCCACUGGCUGGCCUGCAUCUGGUUCAGCAUCGGCGACUACGAGGUCAUCGACGAGGUCACCAACAGCGUGCGGAUGGACAGCUGGCUGUUCCUGCUGGGCGAGACGGCGGGGAAGCCGUACCGGUUCAACGUGUCGGGCCGCGGCCAAUGGGAGGGCGGGCCCAGCAAGGACUCGGUCUACAUCACCUCGCUGUACUUCACCAUGACCAGCCUGACCAGCAUCGGCUUCGGGAACAUCGCGCCCAACACGGACGUCGAGAAGAUCUUCGCCGUGGCCAUGAUGAUGAUCGGAUCGCUGCUGUACGCGACCAUCUUCGGCAACGUCACCACCAUCUUCCAGCAGAUGUACGCCAACACCAACCGCUACCACGAGAUGCUGAACAGCGUGAGAGACUUCCUCAAGCUGUACCAGGUCCCCAAGGGCCUCAGCGAGAGGGUGAUGGACUACAUCGUGUCCACCUGGUCCAUGUCCAGAGGCAUCGACACCGACAAGGUGCUUCAGAUUUGUCCCAAGGACAUGCGAGCGGACAUCUGCGUCCACCUCAACCGGAAGGUGUUCAAGGAGCACCCGGCGUUCCGGCUGGCCAGCGACGGCUGCCUGCGGGCGCUCGCCAUGGAGUUCCAGACCGUGCACAGCGCGCCGGGCGACCUCAUCUUCCACGCCGGAGAGAGCGUGGACAGCCUCUGCUUCGUGGUGUCGGGGUCACUGGAGGUCAUCCAGGACGACGAGGUGGUGGCCAUUUUAGGUAAAGGCGACGUGUUCGGCGACGUGUUCUGGAACGAGAUGGCGCAGUCGUGCGCCAACGUGCGCGCGUUGACCUACUGCGACCUCCACAUCAUCAAGAGGGACGCGCUGCAGAAGGUGCUGGAGUUCUACGCCGCCUUCGCCAAUCACUUCGCCAGGAACCUGGUGCUCACCUACAACCUGAGGAAGAGGAUCGUGUUCCGUAAGAUCAGCGACGUGAAGCGCGAGGAAGAGGAGACGCUGCGGCGCCAGAACGAGGCUCCUCUGGACCUCCCUCCGGACCACCCGGUGCGCCGGCUCUUCCAGCGGUUCCGGCAGCAGCGGGAGGCGCGGCUCGCCGGCGAGCGGGUCGCUCUCGGCGGCGAGCGGGUCGCGCUCGGCGCCGUCCAAAACGCCGUCGCCGCCGACGUGGAGAAAGGCGUCGCUCCCCCGGAGGCGCCCCGACGCCCCAAGAUCCUGGCCUCCACCAGCAUCGUCACGGUGACGGAGAGCCCGGCCACGCCCGCCGCCACGCCGACGCCAUCCGGGCCCUCCAGCCGGGUCAUGCUCCACGCCAACGUGACGCCGGUCGGCUGCAAAUCCGCCGAGCCGCACAAAGCGCGGGGCUGGGGCCGCCUCCGGGACUCGGUGGCGAAGGCGGAGUCGUGGGGCGGCGUCUCCAAGGCCGAGUCCAUGGAGACGCUGCCCGGCAGAACUAAGCGGCCCGGCGAGACGCCGCUCAAGAAGACGGACUCCUGCGACAGCGGCAUCACGAAGAGCGACCUGCGCCUGGACGGCGGUGAAGAGGAAGAGGAGGAGGAGGAGAAGACGGCGCCGAGCGCCAGGGCCUCGUUCCUGGAGCUGAAGCAGGAUCUGCGCGGCGACAUCCGGGCCCUGGACGGCCGCAUGGCGGCGCUGGAGGCCCAGCUGGCCCAGAUGCUGCGGCUCCUCGAGGCCAGGAGGUCGUCGGGGUCGUUCCUCCAGGCCUCCGGGCCGCCGUCGCCCGACUCCCACAAGGGCGGCUUCUCCUAGCGGCGGGGAGGCGCGGCGCCGCCUUUCGGACCCGCGGGGCGGUUUUGAACCUCCCCAGAAUAUUUUGAGCAAUAAUAGGAAACGACGGCUUUAACGGGACUUUGGGUCACUGUGGAGGAGGAGGAGGAGGAGGAGGAGACGCCUCCGAUUUAAAGAAGACAGAACUUUUUUUGUUUUAAGGAAUAAGCCUCUGCAUGAUGUCGUAUCAAAGCGAUGUGAUUGGUUGUUAAAGAGCAGCAAUAGAAACCAUGUGGAAACAGAGAAGCUGCAGGAGUCGGUGAAGGUCACUGGUUCUGGCCUUAAGGUCUCUGGUUCUGGUCCGGCUCGGCCUUCAUGUAAACACUGCAGUUUCCUUUAAGAGUGUUUUUAUCUGCAGAAUGAAUGUGAAAGAUUUGAUGCAUCGCCGUGACGACGAGGCCCGAAACGUAAGUCCCUCAGAGCAGGAGUUAAUAAUAAUAAUGAUAAUAAUAAUUGUAAUAUUAAUAAUAGUAAUCGGGAGGCGUGUCCGGUCGGCGCUCUCGGGGAACGACCCGGUGACGUCGUGCAGAAUUCAAGUGGAAAACGUUUUUCACUCGUCGUGAAGAUUAAAUAUUAAAAAUUAUAUGAAAGCAAAAGAAAAACAUAAAAUAUAAAACCAACGCUCCGUGAACUCGACUCAGCAGCGCGCAUAUUUGUGUGUGUAUGUACAUGUUUGUGUGUCUGUAUGUAUGUGUGCGUGUGUGUGUGUGUUUCUGUAUGUAUGUGUGCGUGUGUGUGUGUGUCUAUGUGUGUGUGUGUCUGUCUGUAUGUAUAUGUGUGUGUGUCUGUGUGUGUGUAUGUGUG